Xiphophorus hellerii (green swordtail) is the source of this 3249-nucleotide messenger RNA. Its product is annotated as arginine esterase-like. Gene Ontology annotation, biological process: proteolysis. Gene Ontology annotation, molecular function: serine-type endopeptidase activity. NCBI's taxonomy places the organism in Eukaryota, Metazoa, Chordata, Actinopteri, Cyprinodontiformes, Poeciliidae. The transcript has 6 exons. The coding region runs from base 2198 to 2974 and encodes 258 amino acids. Gene Ontology annotation, cellular component: secretory granule. The record is from RefSeq and is a predicted model, not a curated record.
CUCAUCUAUACACACACACACACACACAUACUGUACAUACGUGCACGCACAUAUGUACACGUAAGGAUAAAGGAAAUGACACAUUAGGAUACAGCUUGGGUGUGAGCAGAUAAAACGCUAAGAGAAAAGACAAAGAGUCCUUUUGUCCAUAACAGAGUGUUCAUUAUAAAUUCCUUGUAACAUUUUUGGUCUAUAAAGUCACAGGAUUCAUAGUUUCUUUUUUGAUGGAUAUUUUAGUUUUUCACAAUGUAGCAUCAGGGCUUGUUUUCUAUUUUUUUUGUAUUUAUGUUUGGCCUUAACUUGCUCUUUGUUAGCACAUUAGCUCCACUUUAUAUCAAACCAAAUUUUAGCCACAUAAAACAGAUGUUUUUUUCCGAUUAGCAGAUGAAUAUGUAAUCACGUCUCUAAUUAGUCAAAUCACAGACUGUUAAUCACCAGUUUGUCUCAUUAUUUCAUGCCACUGCUCCUCGUCCCUUCUCCCUGGUUUCUUCAUGGUCUUUUCUUGUCUUUGGUUUGGGUUUAUUUUUGUUCCUUGGACUUUGUUUUUUUUGUCCAGGGCAAGCCUUUAGGGAAAAACUCUCGAGAUUUUCCACCACCUGUUCUCUGCUCUCACCACAGAUCACAAUGUCAUCUGCAAACAUCAUAGUCCGUGGAGAUUCCUGUCUAACCUCAUCUGUCAACCUGACCACCUGUUAGAUCAAAUGUGAAGGAUGUACACGGGGUCAAAAUCAGAGCUUCAAUACAAAAUGGGCGACUUCCUGUUUGACUUGCACUAUGACAUUAAUUGAUUUUUUAGUAUGUUGUGGGGAGCUCUAUCAGUGUACCAAUUUUCAUGCCUCUACGAUGAACUAAGGUCAAUGCGGAGAGUUUUUUGAAAGUUGCCAGGUGGCGCUGUUGAGCCGUUUCUUGUGCGAUUUUUGCGCUGACUGUAAAAUACGUAAUUUUCAUAAAGACUUGACAGGUCCACCAAGUUUGGUGAGUUUUUGAAUAUGAUAAAGCCCCCCAAAAGCCAAUUUGUUUAUAGGAAGCAUAAUAAUAAGAAGCACCAUGAUUACUGCUGCGGCCUAAUAAAACCAGCGUAAUGCGCGACACUGAGGUGAGUGUGAAAGCUCCUCCACAGGCGGAAGAGCUUUACCGGCCAAACGGGACCACAUACAUAAACAUUAUCAGUGCAGAAACAGAGUCGUGUCGGGCAGAGAGAUGUAAACGCUGCACAUAUUUUUUUAUUCACAAAAUAUAAAUCAUUCUCAACGUACACCUCUUAAAGCACAACUACAGGUUAUAUUAGAGCUGUACAAGCAGAGCUAACGCAAUGGGUUCUAAUCUUGACUCCUACCUUGAUGAAAAGAAACAUAAGUCCUCACAGGGGGUUGAUGAAAAUAUCCAUACAGGUCAGCCUGUGUUCAGUUUGAGUGAAUCGAGGCGCAUGCAAUUUGUGCUGAGGAAAACUUUGGACAUCAAGCAGCGACAACGCGUGAGGCAAAGCACAGAGGCGCCAGUGGUGUGAUUGGUCCACGCUCCGGCUUGUGACCUGUUAAAUGCAUCCACGAUAAACCCAUCUUUCAGGAAUUACUCUGCUCCGCCAGUGAAACGCUCAGUGCAACAGAGAUACUUGCAGUACAAAUUAUUUAAAAAACAUUAAGAGACUUUUUUUCUUAACACCUAAACAAGUAAUGCUUGAUGUGGGGGCAAAAAUAGACUAUAAUACACCUGAUUAAUGGGUCCAAAUUUAUAAAUGAAAUUGUUUUAAAGUUUAGAUUAUAAGCAAAAUAUCAAGUCUUUUCAAGUAAACAGGUUCAAGUCCAAUUCAAGUCCCAACGUAUUGGUAUAGAAGUCAAGUCGAUGUCUCUGAACACUUUUUCCAGUCAAGUCUAAAAGUCUUAGUGUUAUUGACGUUAGGGACAGAUCGAUGUCAGUCAUGUUUCUUCUCAUUACUUAACUAUAUAAACUCAACAGAACCUCAGUGAAACGUGACUUAGUUUAUUAGACAUUUUUCCCAAGAACAUAGUGAGAUCAAUGCGCUGAUACCACAUUUGGUAUUCUUCCACAUAGAACACAAAAUAGUGCCAUUGAAUAAUGUAUUGUUUUAUCACAUACAUAACACUGUGAUUGGUGGCUUCCUGUCCAGCAGGAAGUUGUGAACAGAGUUUAAAAGCUGCUGCAGGACUGCAGACAUUCACAGGAAGCUGGACCAGCAAUGGCUCUGCUGAAGGUUCUGCUGCUGCUGGGGCUGGGUGUUACAGUGAGCUCAGUGUCUCUGCAGAAGAGAAUCAUUGGAGGUCAGACCUGUAGAGACGAUGAACGUCAGUAUCAUGUGACUAUCUUUAGAUCUAAUGGAAAAAAGCAUUAUAUGUGUGGAGGAUCUCUGAUCAGUGAUCAGUGGGUUCUGACUGCAACUCACUGCUGGAAGUCAGAUCCAGGAUGGGUUAAUGAGGUACAUGUAGGAGUUCAUCCUAAAACAGCUGCAAAGAUGACUUACACAAUCACUCAACGUAAAAUUUAUAGAGACUGCAACGGCCGUAAACAUGAGAUUAUGCUCCUGAAGCUGUCAGAAAAAACAACAAUCCGACCAAUCAAACUGCCUGACUGUCCAGAUACUCUCCUACUUGGCACCAAGGUUCAGAUUGCAGGUUAUGGACCAACAAAAGUUGGCUUUUUGAACAGAAGAAUCAUACAUCUUUCUGAUGAUCUUCAGUGUGCCGAGUUAAAGAUUGAUAAAAAUGACAAGAUGGAAGCGAUUAUGACAAGAUGCAAGUACCUCAUGUACAGUUACCAGAAUUGGUACAGUGCGAAAACCACCAAGAAGGACACAUCUGUUGGCGACUCUGGUGGAGGAUGGGUGUUCAGGAACAGGCUGUAUGGCGUCCAGGCCUUCACUGGAGAUUCUAUGUAUGCACACGCUGCACCAGCUGGUUUCAUGGACGUCUGUGCCUACAAGAAGUGGAUAGAUGACACAAUUAAUCCAAUUAUAUAACCAAAGAAAUCCUGGGUUUCUCAGUGUGUGAAUUGUGGCUAAAUGCAUAUGUUCCCAGCAUCACAAAAUUACAAAGUUCAAGUCAAUCUUUAAAUUUCAGUUUUCACUUGACUCAUUUUCUGAUUUAUAGCUGAAUUCCUUGGGAAUUAAAAUUAUUGUGCACAAGCUAAUCUGUGUUAAUAUAUUAUUUCUCAAGUGAAGCUGCUGUUUACUUAAUAAUCAGUAAUAAUAUCCACUGUCACAUGGCUAGAAAAUAAAUGUCUGUUAUCAGAUCA